Molecule: messenger RNA, 1119 nt
Organism: Onthophagus taurus
Lineage: Eukaryota; Metazoa; Arthropoda; Insecta; Coleoptera; Scarabaeidae
Source: RefSeq, a predicted model, not a curated record
AUGAAAAUAAUAAGACAAUUAGGAAACGGAUUUGAAAAUGAUCAAAAUUUAUUAAAAUUCACUUUGGAAGAUGGAUGUUUGUUUAAUGGAGUGAGGAUAGUUGUUCCAAAGACUUUACAAAGAAGAAUUCUAGAGGAAUCACAUACAGCACACACUGGUAUUGUUAAAAUGAAAGCACUCGCAAGAAGUUAUGUAUGGUGGAAAAACAUCGAUGCCGACAUAGAAAAUUUAACAAAAGGAUGUAAACAAUGUUGUCUUUAUAAAAACAAUCCUAAAGCAGUGACACAAUUUCACACAUGGGAUAGUCCAAGAUCACCAUGGCAACGUGUAUACAUCUACUAUGCAGGGCCAUUCCAAGAACAUUACUUUUUAAUUAUCGUGUAUGCUUAUACAAAAUACUUAGAGGUCUUUCCAACAAAAUCAAUGACAACCUCAAUAACAAUAGAAAAACUAAGAGAAACUUUCAGCCGUUUUGGACUACCAGUUGUUUUGGUUAGCGAUAAUGCUACAAAUUUUAAAAGUCAAGAAUUCAAAGAAGUUAUUAACGCGAACGGAAUAAUACAUAAAAAUUCUGCCCCAUACCAUCCCUCUAAAAAUGGACAGGCGGAGAGAUAUGUACAAACGGUAAAAGGAAAACUUAGAGCUAUGUCAUCUGAGUCUGGAAAUAUUGGGUUAAAAUUAUGUAGACUUUUAAUGCAGUAUAGGAAAAUACCAAAGACUACCACAAACCAAAGCUCAACAGAAUUAUUGUUUAGAGGAAAAUUUCGUACUAGAAUCGAUUUGAUUAGAAGAGAUUUGGGAAGAGAAAAAGUAGAACCAAAACAUCAAAAUACAAAGAUUAGAGAAUUUCAACCAAGAGAUUUGGUUCUUGCCAGAUUCUAUAAUAACCCAGAAAGGAAAUGUAAAACAGGAAAAGUUACGAAUAAGAAAGGAAAAUUACAUUACGAAGUGGAGAUAGAUACUCUCAAAAGACAUAUAGAUCAAUUAUUAAGUACCAAGAUCCAGGAACUAAACGAGAAAAUUCCUGAGAUAACCGAAGUACUAGAACAGAGAAAUGAAAACAUUGGAAGGAAGGAAGGAAGCGAUAGUAGAGGCUACUCCAAGAACAGAAGAAGAUGA